This is a messenger RNA of Sitophilus oryzae (rice weevil), 464 nucleotides long. RefSeq names its product larval cuticle protein F1-like. The coding region runs from base 62 to 448 and encodes 128 amino acids. The record is from RefSeq and is a predicted model, not a curated record. NCBI's taxonomy places the organism in Eukaryota, Metazoa, Arthropoda, Insecta, Coleoptera, Curculionidae. The transcript is spliced from 2 exons.
GCAGAAAAUAAUUUGGUAUUAUCAUCAGUUGAUUUGACAUUAAACACCAAACACAACCAACAUGAAUUCAUUCUGCAUUGCCUUUUUGUUUGCCUUCUUGGCCGUUGCCAGUGCUGGAAUUCUGGUAAGUCCAUCAGCUAGAAUUAUCCAAGGACCAAGUAGCAGAACAACUGUAGUAGGACCCGAUGGUAGCUCUAUCUCAUCCAUUUCCCCUGCUGGUCAAAUAGUGCAACAAGAAACCUUGGGAGUUGUAGCUAGAAGUGCUCCAAUUGUUGCCGCUCCAGCCGUUGUAGCUCAUACUGCACCUAUUGUAUCAGCUUAUUCAGCUCCUCUGCUGUCAGCUUAUUCAGCCCCUCUUGUGUCUGGUGAACAUACCGUAAUAGCUGGACCAUCAGGUACUGUUGUGUCUGGAAGAAGUCUAUCGGCUCCAGUUGUUACUGCCUGGUAAAAACUGCAUAAACCUG